UCCAGCACACGUGGAAAUUUUGUUCUCCGAUCAAACUCCAGAGAAAUGUCAGAGCUGCUAGCUUGGUUCCUCUUCCUGCCACCGGUGAUAUUCAUCUUCCUUUAUCUUGUAAUAAAUCACAUGGUGAAGGGCGAGAGAAGUAUUUGUGUUGUGGUUUUGGGAGACUUUGGUCGGAGUCCUCGUAUGCAGUACCACUGCUUGUCACUGGCGUCAGAGGGCUACAAUGUUGACGUUGCCUGUUAUGGAGGAUCCAAACCUCACAGAGAUAUCCAAGAAAAUGAGAAAAUAGAACAACACAUCAUGAGGGAACCACCAGCUGUGUUGAAAUACAUGCCUCGACUAAUGAAUUAUGUUUUGAAAGUGAUUUGGCAGUCUUUGUCAGUGAUGCUCACCCUCUUAUUGCUACCCAAGUUCUCACAUGUUAUACUUCAGAAUCCCCCAGCCAUACCUUCUUUGGCUGUGGUCUGGUUUGUGUGUUUAGUACGUGGAUCAACGCUUGUAACUGACUGGCACAAUUAUGGCUUUACUAUUUUAAGCUUGGCUCUUGGCGACAUGCACCCACUUGUGCAAUUUUCCAAAUGGUAUGAAGGUUGGUUUGGAUGUCGCUCAAAAUUUAACAUAUGCGUAACUGAGGCGAUGAAGGAAGAUCUAAAAACUGUUUGGAAGAUAGAAGCUGAUGUCUUGUAUGACCGUCCGCCAGAUAUGUUUAAAGAAACAGACCUGGAAACAAAACAUAAACUGUUUAAAAGACUUUCUGGUGAAUAUGAAAUAUUUAAACCAAGCAAGCCAUCUGAGGAAGAGAUGACAGCAUUUACUGUGAGGAGAAGGUCUGGCAUCGUGGAAAAUGUUGAGAAGCGGUCAGCAUUAGUCAUCAGCAGUACCAGCUGGACAGAGGAUGAAGAUUUCUCAAUAUUGCUGGCAGCCUUGGACGAAUAUGAUGUUGCUGCCCAGAAACCAGGGUCAGAUCUGCCGCCUCUGAAGUGCGUAAUUACAGGCAAGGGGCCCCAGAAGGCGUUUUACCAAGGAUUGCUGUCUCAGAAGAAGUUUGGCGUGGUCAAAGUGUGCCUGCCAUGGCUGGAGUCCGGUGAUUACCCGCUGAUGCUAGGUUCUGCAGACCUUGGUGUUUGUCUCCAUAAGUCAUCCAGUGGUCUGGAUUUACCCAUGAAAGUAGUGGACAUGUUUGGCUGCGCCUUGCCGGUCUGCGCUCUUCACUUCGAGUGUUUGCGUGAGCUUGUCCAUCACGGGGAGAACGGGAUGGUGUUUCAUAACAGCACCGAGUUGGCCAUGCAAAUGCAGACCUUGUUGAAAGGAUUUCCACAUAAAAAUGCUCAGCUUGAAGCAUUCCGAGAAAACUUAAAGGUGUUCCGGAGAAACAGAUGGCAUCCCAACUGGAAAAGGGUUGUAUUACCAAUACUUAAAGGAAACAACAUAAAUCCGGAUAAAAAAGAUUCUUGAAAGAUUAUUGCUGGCGACACUGAAAAUUUUUCUGUAACACAGACAUAAGACCAACAUCAGCAGGAAUUCAUUCCUGGGUUUUGUUGAUAGGGAAAACGUGUUGAAGUAAUACGAAGUGAUAAACAUAUUAAAGUACAUGAACUUGGUUCAGAUUUUAAAAUUCUUCGGUUGUUGUUAUUGGGGGGGUCUUCUCCUUUAUGUCAGUAUUGGAGUGUUACAUUCGUCGUGAAAUUGAUUUGUAAAGAUGGACAAAAUAUGUAUAUAAGUAUUCUAGUACCUUUUAAACCGAUUGCAAAGAACUGCUUUCAAGAUAACCAUCUCUAUAGUAGCCGAUGUUAAUGGAUGUUUGUAGGAGAAAAUCUGUGGUAUAAGAGAAUCGGCAUCGAUUCCACAAAGCCAUUCCUGACCUUCGUCAAAAUUUAGACUGUCGUCACAAUGCUUAGUUUUUGGUACUAGAAGUGUAAAUUUUAAACAAACGUGCCUUGAUAUAUAAUAAAUACACGCAUUUAUGAAAUGUUUAAACUUAACCUGCUUGACCCUAAUUUAACCUGUAAAACCGUACUUCAAAGGACCUGGUACGAUAAGGCGAGGAUCGCCCUCCAGAGAGGUACGGUAAUAAAAUGCAAGUUUCAAAAGCCACCACAAUUCUGUGAAUUUCUGAAUCAGAAAUAUAAAACUUUGUCAAAGCGCCCAUAAAAGUAAUUUGGCCACUCAAAAGAUGGUUGCUUAGUAUUACCCCACCGAACAUGAUAUCUCGAUCAAAAACGACAUUUUUGGCCGAAAUUAGGCUUUGUGUUUUAAAUUUGCUUUAUGAAGAUCGACGUUAACCAGAAACAUAUUUUUACUGAAACUUUCACGUAUGGAUUUCUCGGUGCUGUCAAAUUUUCGUUUUGGUUAAUAUUUGACUUCAUAUGUAAAACAUAAACUUCUUAAGGGAAGUCAGGUAGCAUACUUUUGUGCGAAUAAAGCUAUAGAUCAGCUUGUAUUAAAAAAGUGUUAAUAUAAAUUAGAAUCGGUAAUAGUUAAGAUGUGCUAAUACA
Molecule: messenger RNA, 2495 nt
Organism: Liolophura sinensis
Lineage: Eukaryota; Metazoa; Mollusca; Polyplacophora; Chitonida; Chitonidae
Product: chitobiosyldiphosphodolichol beta-mannosyltransferase-like
Exons: 13
Coding region: 46-1455 (469 amino acids)
Cellular component (GO): endoplasmic reticulum
Molecular function (GO): mannosyltransferase activity
Source: RefSeq, a predicted model, not a curated record